GGGGAAGGGAAGUCGAGGGAGCAGCGUUCCUGGUAGGAUCGGAUCGGUUUCUUGGAGCUGAAAAAGAAUGAUGGAAUUGAUUUCGUAGGGCCGCUGGGCUUGGCCACCGUGAAGUCCAAGCCAGUUUAACUGUCCCCAUGAAUUCUCCUGUGGAGGAUGUCCAUGAUCCUCUUUGCCUGCGUGGUGCGGGUGAGGGAUGGACUUCCGCUCUCUGCCUCCACGGACUUCCACCUAGACCAGGACUACUUGGAAUGCAGGAAGAGACUCAAGGCCUUGUCAUCCCUUCUGACACAGUAUCCAGAUCGGGGUACAGCCCAAGAACGUGACCUCAGUAUACACUUCCAUUCUUCUGGAGACAUUGCCUGCAUGGGCAUAUGUACCAGCAGUUACCCAGCUGUCAUGGUGUUCUGUUUCCUGGAAGAGCUCCACUGGGAAUUCAUCGCUUCCUACGAUGCUACAAGUGUGGGCUUGGCUUCCAGACCAUAUGCCUUUCUCGAGUUUGACAAUGUCAUUCAGAAAGUCAAAAACCGUUUCAAUUACACAAACUGUGCUCAGACCAAGUUCAACUUGGAAAAAAUCAAAGAAGAGCUUCGCUUGCAGCCUCCUGCGCUGGUGACGUUGGACGAUGUGGAGCUGAGGAACGGGAUGGUUAAUGGACAUGUGGAGCUCCAUGUGGAAUCUGCCCCUGCUCAGAGAAUGCAACCUGUGUCUGCCUUGGGCAUCUUGUCCCUUGUCCUCAACAUCAUGUGUGGGGCGCUGAAUCUCAUUCGAGGCGUUCAUCUCGCAGAAUAUUCUUUUCAGGAAGAUCACAAGGGAAUUGGAAAUGUAAUUGCAUUCCUCCUACCUUUUGUAGCCUGCUUUGUUUUGUGCUACCUUUACCUGUUCUACAGUUCAGCAAGGAAGAUCAAGGUCUUUGUACUGUUUGUCACGGUCUGUCUAUGCAACAUCUACCUGUAUGGAUUAAGGAACAUCUGGCAGAUCCUUUUCCACAUAGGCGUGGCUUCUCUUUCCUCACAUCAGAUACUGACACGGCAAGUUGUGGAGAAACAGCCGGACUUUGGAGUAUGAACAUAACUCUGGGGUUCCUUCUGUGGUUUUUGGGGUUUUUUUAAAAACAACUUUUGCUAGGGGGUAUUUAAUGCUGGUCAAAAAUAGCUUAGGUAAUAGGGUGGGGUUUUUAGCAGUGGUUCUCCCAAGGGUGUAGAUGGUGGCAUGAAUAGUCAUAGAUUCAUUGGGCUGGAAGAGGCGAGAAGGUUGGCUUGAGGCAGGAUCCUCUACACCAGAGUAGGCAGCUAUGGCUCUCCAGCUGUUGCUGAACUACCACUCCCAUCAUCCCCAGCCUCUGUGGCUGGGGAUGAUGGGAGUUGUAGUUCAGCGACACCUGAAGAGCCAAGGUUGCCCACCCCUGCUCAGCCUAUCAGUCCUGUGCAGAUUAAUCCAGAGGAUGGUCUGAAGAUCGCUUGAAACAAAGCAGAUCUGGGCCCCAGCAGUCCUACAGAGGGAGACCUUGUGGGGGUUUCCUGUCUGCUUCUUUGGGUUUUGAGCAGGCUGCAGCUGUCACCAGCCGGAAACAUCCAACCUGGACCGUGGCAUUUCCAAGCAGAGAGCAGACUACGAGACAUAGGCUGCGUGGGAUGACACCAGCGGGUCAACUCGCAUCACACUACUGGGGGAGAUGAAAAAAGGCUCGACAGUGCUGGUCCAUGCUGCGUGCAUUCUGAAACCUGUGAGAAGGAAACCCUAGAAAUGUGCACCAGCUGAUCAAACAUCCCAGAGUUCCUUGGGUCCCCAGAUGUUGUUGGACUACAGCUCCCAUCAUCCUCAGCCGCAAUGGCUGGCAUAGCAAGGAUCACAUGGUCUCCACCUGGCCUCAGCACACCCCAGUAGUCUCCUUGAAUUGCUCUUCAAGUCAGCACACACUCUGCAGAAUUGCGUGGUACACCCCUUGUAUUGGGGCCACUUUAGACUGCAGGUAAGGGGUUCCUCUCCUCCUGAGUUCUCUGCACAUAGAGGACAUUCUCUGCAUGUAGUGGGGGAAAGUUCUAGCCCUCUCCCUGACAUUAGAAGCUCACCCUCCCUCCCUCCAGGGGAGAAUUCAAAUGUGCAGAUUCCCCUCUGCUCUCUGCAGUGGUACUUUCCAGCAAGGCCAGUGCGGCAUGGUUCUGCUUGAUGUUUAGCUCAGCUCUCCAUGAUUGCAACGGUUGCACAUGUCUUUCCAACGUGUAAAAUUAGAAGAUAGUCUUCGAUUGUGUGGAUCGAGCAGGAAAAGGAGCCCUAAACCCAGGCUGUGCGAACAUCUCUCAAUUGGGUUGGUCUAGAUCAGACCUGCUCAACUUAGGCCCCCCAGCUGUUUUUGGACUACAGCUCCCAUAAUCCCCAGACACAGUGGCCAAUAGCCAGGGAUUAUGGGAGUUGUAGGCGAACAUCUGCCGGAGGACUGAAGUCGAGCAGCGCUGCUCUAGAUCCUCAGGUAGCAAAUACUAGCAGUGUGGAUGGAUAGAAACUGAAUGCAAGGGAUCUGGGGGGAAGAUGCUGGCCCCGGAGAGGCUGCCUCCGUUCCCAGACAGGUUCCCAGAAGUCCCUGCUCUGCAGCAUGGGCCCUUCACGAGGUGGUGUCCAUGGCAUGGAGCAUCUCCCACCCUCAGAUUCCAGCAUUUCUAAGCCAUGAGUAGGAUUAAGGGAGCCUUCUGCGGGUUUAUAGCAAAGGUCGAUCUAAACGGUAGCUGAUGCCUAAUAACUGUGGUAGCUGGGGAGUGUCUGAUACCAAUGAUAAGGCAAGGUUUGUGUGCUUUAAGCUAAUCGUAAUGGAUAAGCUGCGGACAAACCCUAGGUACGGGUUAGAAGUCCCUGGGGGGAGUUUCCUCUCUCCCCCAAUCAGCAGCUAGAGGUGCAACAGUCGAAUUGAGAGCACCAUGCUGACCCUGAACUUCAGCGGGCAAUUUGCAUGCUAGCUGUGCUCUCCUUGUGUCAACUUUCCACACAUGCACACAGCCACAGAUUUGCCGUGCAAAUCUGCCGUGGGGGAAACGCCAUGAACUGAACACCAGACAUGAAGGCUGUUGUCACAAGCAGCCUAAUCCAGGCUCGGGCAGCCCAGCCUGGGUAACUUCGGCUGCUCAUGUGCAGCACUGGGACCUGUGUGGGUCCCGGCACUGCCCGCCCACCUGACCCAGCUUUUAACCCCAGCCUUUUACCAAGGUUAAGGGCGCGGGUGCACCCUUGACCUCGGUUCCGAGGUUGUGUGAGGGAGGGGCACCUUCUGGGAUUCCCCUGUGCCUGUCGGAUGUUGCAAGGGUUGCGUUAGGGAAUUGGCGUACAUCCUUUCUGGGGAUGAUGCAGCUCUAGGUGCCCACACAGAGAUGGACACCCAGAGCACCCUUCACAUGGGGUAUCCCCCAAUGCACUGUGCUCAUUGCAGAGUGCAUUGAGCGAUACGUGGAGGCUGGGAUGCAUCGUUCCGGCCUCCAGAGGUCUGCGCUGCUUGGAGCACACGGACCGUUUGGGAGAGCCCGCUUUCCCUGCCCCAUUAUCAUCAUGUGUAUAGCCUUAGGAUGUGGCUGACAAGAAUCAGAGAACCCUAAAUGAGUAGAAUCCCAGUUUUCAUUUUUUUUAAAUAAAAUAAAGUUUCCAGUCCUCAUUGAUCAGGAAGUAGGGGGGCUGAGAUGGGCUUCAGUCUCCACUUCCACUGCCUGCCAAUACCUCAUGGUCCAUUCCCCCCCCGCUUCAUAUUGCACUAUUUUGCAACAGAGUACCUAGACUUGUCAUUAUGAGAACUGCCUCUAACACAGGCUGUUCCCAUCCACCAUCAGCCCAAGUGGUAUUGGUGUCAUUUUUUUAGAGGGGAAAAAAUCAUUAAAAUGUAUUCUAGCAAAGGAGUAUUUUCAGAAUUGGCCAUUUGCAGAACAUUAUCAGCAAAAACUACUUGGCCGCCUACUCCAAGUGAGCUGACACCUCCAAAGGGCUGCAUGGGUUUGCCUUCCCUGCCGCCCGUGUUCCCUCUGACAGGGAUUCCCAGAUGCUGCGGACUACAAUUCCCAGAAAACCCAAGCAAAAGCCAUUGCAGCUGGGGAUUCUGGGAGCUGUAGUCGACAACAGCUGGGAAUCCCUGUUAGAAGGAACUCUGCCUGCCGCUCCUUGCCCGUCUGUGUCGCAGCUCAAAUGAGUGAAAAUGCCUCUUACCAUACAUUGGUAUCUCCUUUCUACACCAAGGAGCUCUUGUGUGUCCUCUGCUUGCUGCCCCUGCUUGGACCACUUGUGCCAAACCGGUGAAACCCCCCCCUCCAGUCGACGAUCGAACUAACGAACCGGCCCUGGUUUGAGGUGAAUCAGUGUGGUCCAAACCGUUUGUGCGCACCCCUACCAGAUGGAGAGCAGGGGCUUCUGGGGCCUGGCUGCAGCAUAGACUUGCCUGCCUUCCAGCCUGCCUCUUCUGCAUUGCACAGCUUCCUGAUUAAGCAGACGAGAGGCCAAACCACAAAACAGCUGCUUUGUGCACUAGAGUGACACUGGCUGAGUCCUCACUGGUGCCAAGCCUGUACCUGGGCUGUACCACUUGAUACGACAGGUGUGGACCCACAUGACUGCUCCGUCCGAGAAAGAAUUCCCUGCAUGUAGGGGAUGUUAGGGAGAAGGGUUCCAGCCUCGCUCUUUUCCUGGCAUCUCCUUCUAUGCAUGCUGGGAAUAGUGUUGGUCAUAGGAGAAGUAUUCAGUUACGUGGAUUUCCACCUGCAGUUUGAAGUGGCACAGUGUGGAUAUAGGGUUGCCACCUCAGCAAGAACUAUUUAUUAUUAUUAUUUUAUUAUUUACAUUUUACAUCCUGCUUUUCCUCCAAGGAGCCCAGAGCGGUGUACUACAUACUUAGGUUUCUCCUCACAACAACCCUGUGAGGUAGGCUAGGCUGAGAGAGAAGUGACGGGCCCAGAGUCACCCAGCAAGUUUCAUGGCUGAAUGGGGAUUUGAACUCGGGUCUCCCCGGUCCUUGUCCAGCACUCUAAGCACUACACCACGCUGGCUCUCCGAGUAGAAGACUAAGCCACAGUCUUAUACUUUGGACUUCUGACAUGCACUGCAAAGGUUACUCCCUCCCACACUCUGAUAUAAGCUCUCCCUUGGCUCUUAAAAGAAUCUGUGAUAAGUUAAUAUUAAGGAAAGCCGUCUUCCCCCUCCCCGUGAUGGAGAGCAGAGCUGGCUCACUCUCAGUCGCAGAUGCCCAAAUUGCAGCUGCUUGGUGUGUGUGUGUGGGGAGGGGUUCUUUUUCUUUUUUGGUGAUCCAAGUUUAACUUCUGAGCAUGCACUUUUGAAAGUAGUAACUAGAACCACACCUCUCUCCGCCUCUGCUGCAUUGUAUAUUCUGGUACUUAAUAUGUGGAAAUAUAUAUAAUAUAUAUAUAUGCCAGCGUUUACCAUUUGUGAACCUUUUGAUAACUUUUGGGAAAAGCUUUUUGAGUAACAUUUUGAUGCAGAUUUUCUCAAGAGACCCGUCGGAUUGAGAAGUUACGGAUACCCUCCCAUGCGAUCCUUUGGAUCUACAGUGACACAUUCAAUUGUGCCAUCACGAGACAUCGCACAAGCCAUCCUUGUUGCAUGGAUUUGUCCCUCACAGAGGAUUUCUGUUCUCUCUUGGCUGUGGGAAGCUUUUGGGUUGGGUUUUUGGUGGGGUUUUUUGGUCUUCAGCCAGCCUGAAAUGAAAACGGAGGAGAUUCACUGUUCCCUAAAAUCUCAUGGUGAUGCAUACUGAGAUUUCAUUGCUAAUCUAACUGCUAAUAUCCACCUCAUGGUAUGCAUUUGGUAUGUGUCUGCACCUUUUUAUAAAAUGGAAGUUGUUUAAAACUCUGCCUCUGAUCCUUGACAAACAUUAAGGGGGGGCACUUAAUUAAUUAAACACUUAAGAAAAAAGACCACUUGCUGCAGUCUUCUUGGGACCAGUUCAUUAUGCAGAAGGGCACUGCCCUUUUGAAUGCCCCAGUACAAAAAUUCCCUGCUCGUUCGAAUGCUAGCAUGUUAGACAGAAUUUCCCUGACCUGCUACCUUUUCAUAAGCAGGGGAUCUUUUGUGUGGCAGAGCAUUUGUACGGCUAAAAGAUGGGCCCCUCUGGAUCUGGUCUAUCUAGUCCUGCCUCCUGUUUCCCACGGUGGCCAACCAUAUGUCCCAGGGAGGCCCAGAAGUGAGCCACGUAGGCAAACAGCCCUCUCCCACAGUUGCUUCCUGAUAUCUCAGGGCUUCACAGACUUGGGUCCCCAGCUGUUGUUGGACUACAGCUCCCAUCAUCCUCAGCUCCACUGGCCAAUGACAUUGGAGCUGGGGCUGAUGGGAGUUGUAGUCCAACAACAGUGGAGGACCCAAGAUUGAGAAGCCCUAAAGCAACUAUUAUUCCCAGUAGUAUGCCUUGGAACCUAGCUUGCAAAUUGUAUCUCUCGCUUGGAAAUAGCUCUUACUUGAAAAUCAGAGUCAUUGAAAUAAAUUGGACUUGACUUUCCAAGGCAAUGGAUCUGGGUUUUUGCUGGCCACUGUGCCAAUCCUCAUGCAAAGUUCCACUCACCAACAUGGCAGGGGAAGCAAUCAAAGGCUCAUGUGCAGAACAAAACGGCAGUUUGGGUGCCUUUUAUGUCCCUGGUUUAGUUUAGUGUUAAAAAUGCAGAGCUAGCAGCUGAAGACACUCCUGUGAGGCCGCUCCUUGGGGUGGGCUUUUCUCAAGCUGCCAUAACACAGCCUGACAUUUAUGAGGGUGACUCCUGCCAUGCAGAGAGGGCACAUUUGCAGCCUUGUUUGUCCUCUUCUCAAUAAUCCCAGUCUGGUUAGGUUCCUCCUUUGUAUUUUGCAGAUGAGAAACUGAGGCUAAGAGAACGAUCUGCCCAGAGCAAGGCUUUGAGGCAUAGUUCCCCAUGCUCAAGACCACACUAUCCUCCUCAACUACCCUGGUCACUUAAAAAAAAUAAAUUGGUAUUGCAUCUUUUAAUGGAGCAGGACGAUGUUUGAUGUAUUUAUUUCAAGUCUUUCUGAGAGUUUUUUUUUAAAAGCAUUGUCUGCUGCUCUGAUGGGGAAAUUCAUUCUACUCUACUGCAAGAAGGCUUCGGCAGAAUGGAAAUUUGGGCCUAGAUCGUACGAAGAUGGUACAUCUGUGUCUGGGCUGUGCCGUAUUGGAUUGCAGGCAGGCUCUCUGAAUGCUACUCUGUACCAAGGAAUUCCCUGCAUGUAAAAAAUCACUAUAUCAAGGAAGAGGCUAGGCUAAAGCCCUAUUCCCUGGCAUAGCUUUCCAUGUGAAGGGAUUUUCUUUCUGUUACUGAGUGUUUGUUGCUACCAACUGUCUGAAGUUGUAUAGCUCAGGCAUACGUGUAUCCCUGCAGUGAGAAUUAGUGUUUGGACUAUAUCCUAAUGUCCAUGUGACAUAGCCUGGCUGCUCUUGGGCCAUAAACCCUCUAUUUCCCCCUCAAAUUGGACUGAAGACCAAAACAAAUUGGUAAGGGAGCUCAGUCAGCUUUGUCGAAAAAAGGCAGAGUUGAGGUUAUGUUGUGAACACAGAUUGCAGGAUUAUCUCUGCUUUAGUGCUACUUUGUGGUCUGGAAAAUCUGUCUCGCACCUGCCCAAUUUCCGCUUCCUCAUCCUUCAUCUUGGUUUUCCUUCCAGAUAAAAGCCAACACGUUUGUUCAGAGCAAACAGUGCUACAGCUGGAGAGAUUGCUGGAGAUAUUAGCCAUAUCAGGCUCCUGCAUGCACCCCCCACCCUUUAAAAAAAAUUAAUUUUUAAACCAAAGAUAUUCCCAACUCUUUUUGGAAAGGGGGCAUUGGUUUUUUGGAGGGAAACAUUUUUGCACUGUAUGAAGAAGACUGACCUUGUGUUGAUUUCUGUAAAGUCAUUUUUGCAUGAGUGUAUAAUAUGUAUAUAACGAACAGACCAUUAGAGCAAAAGAAUAAAUGACAUUUUUUGUA
Messenger RNA from Hemicordylus capensis (graceful crag lizard), 7925 nucleotides. It is a transcript of the gene SEC22C, whose product is annotated as SEC22 homolog C, vesicle trafficking protein. Gene Ontology annotation, biological process: endoplasmic reticulum to Golgi vesicle-mediated transport. The record is from RefSeq and is a predicted model, not a curated record. NCBI's taxonomy places the organism in Eukaryota, Metazoa, Chordata, Lepidosauria, Squamata, Cordylidae. The transcript is spliced from 7 exons. Bases 157 to 1068 code for a protein of 303 amino acids.